Molecule: messenger RNA, 1036 nt
Organism: Delphinapterus leucas (beluga whale)
Lineage: Eukaryota; Metazoa; Chordata; Mammalia; Artiodactyla; Monodontidae
Source: RefSeq, a predicted model, not a curated record
CCCUCCCUCUCUCCCUCUCUCCCUCUCUGUGUGAGAGAGGCAGGUGGAGGCUGCGCUGGCUCACCUGCGGAAUCUUACACUCGGCCGUUGAACGUCCUAACGGUCGCCCGACCGCGCCGCCAGGGGCCGCUCGGGCCCAGGCCAGCCGUUGUGCCGCGAGUUGGCGCGUGCCUGCUGUCUGGCGUCCACUGCGUCACGCCCGCGAACUGCCCCGGGCGCUAGUGUGGUAGCGCCCAUCCGCACGCACGUCGUGGAUCUUCCGCGCUCGGGCCGUGGGCCCUGCUGAGGGCUUUGCACAGAGCUUGGCACAUUGCAGGUGCUCAGGCAGCAUUGAUGGCAUUGAAUGGAACAAAAGAGAUACCUACAAAGACUGAAAAUGGUGUUUGGUCUGUGCUGCCAGAGAGAGAGGUAAAGUUUAGGCUAUACAAGUUGCUGUAUGUAGUACACAUCUUCAUUCUUGCAGGAGUGGUAUACUACUAUUUUCAGGGGUGUGUGGGGAAAACAGCUCCUGACCAUGAGAUUGCUGGGGAAUCAUCACAGCCCUUAGGGGAGACCUUAAGGCCAGUGUGGGGACUGAUGGAUAAAUGCUACCCUGUGACCGCUCAGAGACGCAGAGUCAAGAGUGGGGAGAAGCAAGACUCUGAGGCCAUGACCCCGAAGGCAACAGGAGGACCGAAUGAUGCUGCCCCCAAGGAGGAGGCUGAUAUCUUGUCUUCGGACGAGGGGGAGAUGAGGUCACCAGGAGAGGAAGCAGGCAGCCCCAUUCCUUCCCCCAUUCCUGCUGGGAAGGAGGUACCUGAGGAGGAGGAGGCGGCAGGGACCCCAGGCUGGGAGGAAAAUAAAAAGGUCCAAAAGGAGAUUGCUGCAUAUACUUCUGAGGCUUCUGAGGUGGACCUAAUGGAGGAGAGGCCUGGGGGCUGGGUCCCCCAGCUCCUGAGGAAGCUCUGGCUGGCCUGGUCCCCAGCCUCUGACAUCCCCAAGACUCAGAGCCACGAAUGACAAAAUAUCCAAUAAAUCCAGAGUUGCUGCUUCUGCA